Nomia melanderi (Alkali bee) is the source of this 1177-nucleotide messenger RNA. RefSeq names its product juvenile hormone acid methyltransferase (gene jhamt). The record is from RefSeq and is a predicted model, not a curated record. Gene Ontology annotation, molecular function: S-adenosylmethionine-dependent methyltransferase activity. NCBI's taxonomy places the organism in Eukaryota, Metazoa, Arthropoda, Insecta, Hymenoptera, Halictidae.
CGAAUAUAAAUACGAAACUCGGGGCUAAAAGUCACCAGUAGAAGAAGCGACGGUACGUUGAGCCGGUCGCGAGUACACGGACGCGGGUCACCGGCUUUUUAGUGCGCGAUUCGGAAAGUUUACGAACGCUGACGCAACGACCACUCGAAUAACAAAUAGGAAGAGUAUAAAUAGUGCACCGGAGCUGUCGAAUUCAGUUUCAUACGCUGUCAAGAAAGAAGGCCUGAAAAAUGUACAUGGUCGAGGAGUACGUGAACGCCUGCAAGUUUCAGUACCGAGAUGCGCUCGAAGUGAUCGAGGAAUUCGGCAAAGAGAUCUCAGAGAUGAAGGGCAAGUGCAUAGACAUCGGCUGCGGUCCCGGUAACGUCACCAAAACGCUGCUGUUGCCGAAACUAGCACCGGAAGUUCAAGUAGUCGGGGCGGACAUAUCGAAACCAAUGGUCGAAUACGCAAGGAAGAAGUGCAGCGAGGAGAAACGUUUGUCCUUCAUAUGUUUAAACGCCGAGACCGAAGAUCUUCCUAACGAGUUAGUCGAGCAGUUCGACAACGUCUUCUCCUUCUUCUGCCUCCACUGGUGCGUGAAUCCAUGGCGAACGUUCAACAACAUCUGGAGGAUGCUCCGACCCGGUGGCACCGCGCUGACGAUGUUCCUGGCGCGCAACGACGGCUUCGACGUUUACAUGAGCCUGUACGAGAAUCCACGGUACCGGCCGUACAUGCAGGAUGUAGACUGUUUCGUCCCUUACUAUCACAGAUGCAAAGACCAACGGUCUUCCCUGAGGAGAAUAUUGGAACACACCGGGUUCGAGGUUCUGCACUGCAGCAAGAGGGAGAGGAGCUACAUCUUCCAGAACGAGCAGUCGCUGAUCAAUCACCAGCUGGCGGUGAACCCGUUCAUCAACAGAUUUCCAGAGGAGCUUCGCGAGGAGUUCUUGGAAGAUCUAACGCAGGGACUGCUGAGGCGGAAGAUUCUGUUCCGCCGCGACACCGACUGCGACCAAAGGGGGUACAGGAUCUUGGACGUGUACGACAUUCUCGUGGCGCACGUUAGGAAACCCCUGGAAGAAGCCUGCCACGAGGACCGUUAGGAGUGUUACGUGUUCGCUGAAACGUGCAACGUUGUUACCGUAUUAUUACCAUAAUUCUACUGUUAAUAAAAAAAACCAUGGAAAAUUUA